AUGGCAAAGAAGGGUGGCGCCGGCGGCGCCGGCGAGAAUUCAAAGAAGGCGCAAGGACAGGCCCGCAAGGCAGAGGCUGCCGCGUCAAAACAGACAGCAAAGAACCAGCAGGCUGAGAAAGAAGAGGCGGAGGAAUGGAAGAAGGGUGCCAAGUCCAAUGCGAAGGCUGAGGCCGCUGCGGAAAAGGCGGCCGAGGCAGCACGCAAGAAGGCGGAGAAGGAGGCGUUGCUGCGCGAAGAAGAAGCCUCUAUGCCGUCGAAGCCCAAGGGAAAAGCACCAAAGGCCGAGAAGAAGACUCGCGGCAUCGAUUCAGCCCUGGGCUCCCUCGACGGAAAGCCCGCCGCGCUCAACGCUUCAGGUAUCGACAAUGCGCUGGACGCUCUGGACAUCACAGGCAACAGGCAAGACAAGGUGGACCGCCAUCCUGAGAGGCGAUUCAAGGCGGCAUACGCAGCUUACGAAGAGCAAAGACUUGGCGACAUGAAGGAUGACAAGGGUCUCCGGCGACAGCAGAAGAUUGACCUGAUCAGAAAGGAGUUUGAGAAGCACCCCGACAACCCGUUCAACCAAGUAACUGGAUCCUACAAUAUGACAAAGGAGGAGCUGGCUGAGAUACAAGAGUCGGAGAAGGCCAAGAAGGAAAAGAGAUUGGCGGGUGUGAACUGA
Exserohilum turcica Et28A is the source of this 666-nucleotide messenger RNA. RefSeq lists its product as uncharacterized. The coding region runs from base 1 to 666 and encodes 221 amino acids. Gene Ontology annotation, cellular component: nucleus. The transcript has 2 exons. The record is from RefSeq and is a predicted model, not a curated record. Gene Ontology annotation, molecular function: transcription coactivator activity. NCBI's taxonomy places the organism in Eukaryota, Fungi, Ascomycota, Dothideomycetes, Pleosporales, Pleosporaceae. Gene Ontology annotation, biological process: transcription by RNA polymerase II.